UUGUCUUCGAGAGAAGAUAAUAAAGAAGCAAGCGUUCGUUGUGAGAGAGAGAGAGAAUAUGGAGGAGAGUAAUGGUCGGAAGAUUGGAGUGGCGGUAGAUUUCUCGGAGUGCAGCAAGAAAGCUCUGAACUGGGCCAUUGACAACGUUGUUCGCGAUGGUGAUCAUCUAAUCCUCAUCACCGUGGCUCACGACAUGCAUUACGAGGAAGGCGAGAUGCAGCUCUGGGAGACCGUUGGAUCACCGUUGAUUCCGCUGAGUGAAUUCUCUGAAGCUGCCGUGAUGAAGAAGUAUGCAGUGAAGCCAGAUGCUGAAACCCUUGACAUUGCCAACACUGCCGCUAGGACGAAAUCUAUUACAGUAGUGAUGAAGAUAUACUGGGGAGAUCCUCGUGAGAAGAUAUGUGAAGCUGUUGAACAUAUUCCUCUUGCAAGUCUUGUCAUCGGUAACCGAGGCCUUGGUGGCCUUAAAAGGAUGAUAAUGGGAAGUGUAAGCAACCAUGUUGUGAACAACGUGGCAUGCCCUGUGACCGUCGUCAAGGCUCACCACUGAGCUUUGUCUUGACCUUCACGUCAUUUGCUUGGAGAACAUGAAAACUGGUUUAUAUUCUAAGAUUUGUGCUUUGUUAUGUCUGAAUUUGUAUUACUAACUAACUCUUGUGUGACUUUGUAUGUUGUUUCUGCUGUGCAUCUUUAUACCUAAUAAAACAUACUGUUUUUGAGU
Brassica rapa (field mustard) is the source of this 721-nucleotide messenger RNA. Its product is annotated as universal stress protein PHOS32. NCBI's taxonomy places the organism in Eukaryota, Viridiplantae, Streptophyta, Magnoliopsida, Brassicales, Brassicaceae. The record is from RefSeq and is a predicted model, not a curated record.